CUUUAGAUCCAUUGCCCCUGAUGCUUUAGUCUUAGAUGGAAAUUUCUUACACAUGAGGUGUGCGGCUCAUAUCAUUAACUUGAUUGCUAAGGAAGGUUUAAGUGAUUUAAGUGAGAAUGUGUUAGCUAUCAGGAAUGCUGUUCAGUAUGUUAGGUCCUCAACCACUAGGUUAAACGCCUUUGAUCAGAGAGUCACAACCGGUAAGAUGACUCGUGGUAGCUUGCCCCUAGAUGUAAAGACUAGGUGGAAUUCAAAUUUUCUUAUGCUAUCUAGAGCAUUACAGUUUAAGGCAGCAUUUGAUAGAAUGGAAGCAGAAGAUAGGCUGUACAAUGACUACUUUAUAGAGGUAGAUAAUGGGGCUAAGCGGUGUGGACCACCUGCUUCUUGGGACUGGAAAGCUGUUGAAAAGCUUAUUAGGUUCUUGGUCAUAUUUUACAAUAGCACCUUGGUUGUGUCGGCCUCAUCUAAGGUCAAUGCAUUCAAAUGCUAUGGUGAGAUCGUGACAAUUGAGAGAAACCUUACUGGUUUAGUUAGCAGCUUAGACCCUGAGUUGAAGUUGAAAGCAUCAAAAUUGUUGAAGAAGUUUUUAAAGUAUUGGGGUGGUGUCAAGGGUGUCAACAAAAUGUUGAUCUUAGCAACCAUCUUUGACCCUACACUGAAGAUGCAUUUCGCAAAGCUCUGUUUUGAGAAGUUGUAUGGGAAAGAUAGCUUGGAGGCUAAGGAGAUGACAAAAACGGUGACUGAUCUUCUCACAUCCAUGUUUAAGGAGUACAACCUGCGUUUCAAAGGAGCUUCUAGACAAGCAUCGCAACCAAUUGAAGCUUCAGCCGUCUCUGGUCCAGACUCUCAAGAACAAGCAGUGGAAAGAAUGGAACUGGUGGUUGAGGAUUUCGGCUAUGAAAGGAUGGAUGCUGUGUACAAGGAACUUGUUGUUGAAAGAGGUGAAGAUACUAGGGAUCAGCUUGAAGUUUACUUGAAGGAAGCAGUUGAGAUUCCAAAGCUCUUACUGGGAACCGAGUUUGACAUACUGUCGUGGUGGAGAGUUCACAAAACGAAGUAUCCGGUCCUUGCAGAAAUGGCGAGAGAUCUCAUGGCUAUGCAGAUUUCAUCAGUGGCAUCAGAAAGUGCUUUCAGCACAAGUGGAAGGAUAUUAGAACCUCAUAGAAGCUGCUUAACUCACUACAUGAUCGAGGUUAUUAUGUGUACUGAGCAAUGGCUUCAUGCUGACAUCAAGCUGAAGGAAACCAUCAUCACAAAUGAGCAAAUCUUAGCUGAUGUGGAAGAGCUUGAUAAGCUUGAGAAAGAGUUUGAAGCUCACAAUCUUGAUGAUUGAAGUCUGGUUUCUGAAGGUUGAAGGAUGGAGUUUGAAGUUUGAAAGAGUUUAUUUUUAUUUCACUGAAUCUUGUUGCUUUUUGUUUGGUUUUCAGUUGGAUAAUGGUGAUCUUUGUUUUGUUUUUCAUUUCAAUAAUGGUGAUCUUUGUAUCACUUCUACUCUAAUAAAGUUUUAAAGUUGCGUUCACUUUUGUGUCACAUGUGUUAUGACUUAUGAGUUUGAUUGUGUUUCUUUAUGUG
Molecule: messenger RNA, 1572 nt
Organism: Brassica rapa (field mustard)
Lineage: Eukaryota; Viridiplantae; Streptophyta; Magnoliopsida; Brassicales; Brassicaceae
Product: zinc finger BED domain-containing protein RICESLEEPER 2-like
Molecular function (GO): protein dimerization activity; DNA binding
Source: RefSeq, a predicted model, not a curated record